Messenger RNA from Protopolystoma xenopodis, 393 nucleotides. NCBI's taxonomy places the organism in Eukaryota, Metazoa, Platyhelminthes, Monogenea, Polystomatidea, Polystomatidae. The record is from the annotation of a GenBank genome assembly.
AUGCAGGGAUCUCAUGGUCUGUCCCUUGUUCUCUGUCUGUUCACUAGCCUCCCGAGUCUAAACAUGUCCGUCUGUCAGGAUUCGCGUGAGGCAUUCCACAUUGGAGCACGAGGCAGAGCAAAAGGUAGGAGAGAAGAUACAGACUGGGAAAGUCAGAAACAGGGCUCGAGGGCGAAGGAGAGAAGAAGAGAGCGCAGCAUACCUCGCAGCCUAUCGGAGAAUCCACCCCCAGCCUCGUUGGGAUGUAGGCUUUGGCCACCGGUAUCGAGGGCCGUCCCAGACAUCGUGGAAGCCAAUCACAAUCAGAUGGCCGAUACUUUUCCCGUAUUUGUCGUAACCGUGGCCGCCGUUUUAGCCGCUCAUGGGCAGGUGUUCCGGCUGUCUGUCUGCUAA